UAUAUAAAUUUAAAAAAUCUUGUGAAUUCAAGCUUAACAAUGAGGACUAGAUCCUUUGUGUAUCAUAUAUUGAUUGUGUUCAGUUGGUCGUUGAUGGUGUUUUGGCAAACGACCUAUAUACAGGGUGUGGCUGCGGGUGGUUCAACCUCUUCUGCUUCUAGUUCGGUUAAUAAUGUUGAAACCGAAGAUCCCGAAUUUACCGAUGUCAUAGAUAAUAUAACAGUACCUGCUGGUAGAAAUAUUAAAUUAGCCUGCUCUGUAAAAAAUCUCGGUUCUUACAAAGUGGCGUGGAUGCAUUUCGAACAGAGUGCCAUUCUGACGGUCCACAAUCAUGUAAUUACCCGUAAUCCCCGCAUUAGUGUUACACAUGACAAACAUGACAAGCAUCGUACAUGGUUUCUGCACAUCAAUAAUGUCCAAGAGGAAGAUCGAGGCCGUUAUAUGUGUCAAAUAAAUACGGUGACAGCUAAAACACAAUAUGGUUUUGUUAAAGUUGUUGUUCCGCCAAAUAUUGAUGAUUCGUUGACCUCCAGCGAUGUCAUUGUACGAGAGGGAGACAAUGUUACAUUAAGAUGUAAAGCGAAAGGAAGUCCGGAGCCCUCGAUACGUUGGAAAAGAGAUGAUGGCCUAAGAAUUGUUGUAAAUAAGUCAUUGGAUGUGCCCGAAGUGGAAGGUGAUACUUUGGAAUUGGAACGUAUUUCACGUUUACAUAUGGGCGCCUAUUUGUGCAUAGCCACCAAUGGUGUGCCACCCAGUGUCUCAAAACGUAUAAAAGUCAGUGUGGACUUUUCUCCCAUGGUAUCAAUACCCCAUCAGUUGGUGGGCAUACCCAUGUAUUUCAAUGUAACCUUAGAGUGUUUUAUUGAAGCCAAUCCAACGUCACUUAACUACUGGACUAGAGAGAAUGAACAAAUGAUAACAGAUUCAGUGAAAUACAAAACUGAAACAAUAGCCGGUAAUCCUUCAUAUAAGGCAACAAUGCGUUUACACAUAACGAAUGUACAAAAAAGUGAUUAUGGCAGCUACAAGUGUGUCGCCAAAAAUCCUCGUGGUGAAAUGGAUGGAACCAUAAAACUUUAUAUGUCAAGUCCCCCAACAACAAUACCGCCUCCCACAACCACUACAUUGGCAACCACAACAACAACAUUCUGGAAUGAAUUGGAUAUGGAUUUCAAUGGCAUUGAGCCAACAAACUCCAUAAUUGUUAUCGAUAAAUUGGGCAUUAAAUAUCAAUCAAAUUUAAAUGAAAUUGGCAAAUCAGAACAAAAGCUUAUGGGUGAUACACCAAAGGGUUAUGAUUGGUCAAAGGAUAAACAAGCAUCAGCUGCAGCUACAUUUAAGCCUCUACUGCUGUGUCAUCGUGUCUGGAACUAUGAGUGUUUGGCUUUAAUUUUAAUGCUGAGGUUUGUAUGGUUGAAAUUUUGGAAUUUAAAGGAAACGUAAAAGUUUAAAGAAACAAUUUACAUAACAUAAUCGCUUAAGUAAGCUACUUAUAUUCAAAAAUUAAGUUUAAGACUAAAUAAAAUUAUUAUACAAUAGUUAAAGUAUGAAACUUAAAUAUAAACGAGAUAUAAAGAGCUUUUGUUUUUAUUAAAUGUUGUUAAAUGUAAGACGGUAAAAUUGUAUGAAAUUUAUAAUAAAUUAUACAAAAAUAAAUAAGAAGAAAAUUAAAGAAAAAUAAACAAAUGAAGAAA
Molecule: messenger RNA, 1694 nt
Organism: Calliphora vicina (urban bluebottle blowfly)
Lineage: Eukaryota; Metazoa; Arthropoda; Insecta; Diptera; Calliphoridae
Gene: DIP-epsilon
Product: Dpr-interacting protein epsilon
Exons: 9
Coding region: 40-1443 (467 amino acids)
Cellular component (GO): neuron projection
Source: RefSeq, a predicted model, not a curated record